AUUACUUCCUGCUCCGGUCCGUCACCUUCUUUGAACCGACUGAUAAUUUCCGGUCUCAUCAACAACGUUCCUUCUAUCGUCACAUUGGCCCAACGAGCGAACCGCCAUUUCCAGCUCCGUUUCCACUGUGAAAUGGGUGUAGUUCUACGGAAUCUCCAGAAGGUGGUGCCUCUCCGCCGCGCCAGGCUGCGCAGGGACGUGGAGACGCUCAGGCACAUCCUGGGCAUCCAUAAGUUUGACCUGGGCAUCAUUUGCGUGGAUAACCGCAGGAUGCAGCGCAUCAACCACAUCUACAGGAAGAAGAACAUGCCCACGGAUGUCCUGUCAUUUCCCUUCUACGAGGAUCUGAGACCCGGCAAGCUGCCCUGUCCCCUUCACAGAGAUGAGCUAAACCUCGGGGACAUCUUCUUAGGGGUUGAGUUUGUGAUGCAACAGUGUCAGGAGGAAUCUCUGGACCUGCAUGGAGUUCUCACUGUUGUCACCGCUCAUGGUAUUUGCCACCUGCUGGGCUACAGGCAUGAGACUCAGGAGGAAUGGACUGAGAUGCUGCAGAGGGAAAGCUACAUUUUAAGCGAGUACAACAGACUGACGGGCCGACACCUGGAGCCACUGACAAAGAGAUGCAGUCAGGACAGGUGACAGCCACCUGCUGACUUGGUGGAUUACAACUUGAACACUGCACUGGCCUUGAUACUUUUGCCCAUAAAGUAUCCCUUAAUCUCAUUAUCUGUUUAUUUAAACAGCGUGGUGCUCUGAUUCAUGGACAAAUGGAAGGGCACUGAAAGCUGUCUUGUGCACAGGCAACAUUUUACUUUUUUUUUUUUUUAAUAAUUGGCACUACACAAACAGUAGUUUUGUUUUUGCAAACAAUCCCUCUGAAACACUUGAUCCAUGUGUUGAAUUGUACAUGUUUUAAGCGUUAAAUUAAAACUCUGCAAAUUCACUGUAAUAUUUUAUUAAAAUCUGCUUUAGGAAGUGUCAAAUACCUUAAGAACGGGUAGAAAAAAAAAACUAUUCAUUCUUAUUUCACAAAUGUCCUGUUCACACUGCAUUUGAGACUUUGGGAAGGUGCAUUGUUUCAGAACGUUAAAUCCAAGGCUUAUAUAAAACAAGCAGACCAAUCAAUGGAGCAACUUUUGCUUGACAUCAGAACUGGGUACAUGUUGACUAUGGUGCUAUAAAAUACUGCCAACACAGAAGCUGGUAGUGGUGCACACUUCCUGAAAGCCAAGCCAAAUAUGACUGGCUGUCAAAAUGUAAUUUCAUCCAUACUGAUUAUUGGCAUCAGUGCUUUAAGUUAUAAACAUAUGAAAACAUAAUUAUUCCUCUGUUUUGUUUGCAUAUGAGGAAAUUAAUUUAAUGUUGUCUGAUUUUGUAAAGCAGAUAACAGAUGUCACACAAAAUAAACUGACACAGAAAUGUGAUUUCAUUUAA
This is a messenger RNA of Myripristis murdjan (pinecone soldierfish), 1434 nucleotides long. RefSeq names its product ybeY metalloendoribonuclease (gene ybey). The transcript has 5 exons. The record is from RefSeq and is a predicted model, not a curated record. Gene Ontology annotation, molecular function: metalloendopeptidase activity. Gene Ontology annotation, biological process: rRNA processing. The coding region runs from base 133 to 639 and encodes 168 amino acids. NCBI's taxonomy places the organism in Eukaryota, Metazoa, Chordata, Actinopteri, Holocentriformes, Holocentridae.